AUGAAUGAGAGAGAGAGAGCGAUCGAACUGCGUCUGGACCGCGUGCGUGCUGGGAAAUGCCGCCACUUGGCAGAGGCACAGAGUGAACCCGUGGGUCGGGUUUGGCAGAACCCACGGGUCAGGAGAGGAUUGUCGAAGUGA
This is a messenger RNA of Peronospora matthiolae, 141 nucleotides long. NCBI's taxonomy places the organism in Eukaryota, Oomycota, Peronosporomycetes, Peronosporales, Peronosporaceae. The record is from the annotation of a GenBank genome assembly.